CGUCCGUUCGUUCGUUGGGUUCGUUCGCUCUCGCACCGUUCGGCUCCGGUCGUGGAAGUCGAUGCUAAGGUCGGAGUGCUGUCGCGCGAGAAGGGAGUGCCGGGCGCCUGUCUCGCCGCCCUCCCGGUCCUCGCAGUGAUCCCGAAUUUCCUCGCAAGCACACGCGCUUGCCGCUCGAGGAUGACGCUCCCGAGUAUGGUCUCGCCCGUCUGGUACGCCCGGCAUUAUUCGCGAUCGAAGACGCUGGAUCCUUGAUUGAAUCCACGAUUUGCAAAACAAAAAAAAAACGAUAAAUCAAGACCUCGCCCUUGGAAGAUUUUCGAUAUUUCAUCGUUGUCGCGGAAAUAUUCCUGUGUGCGACAAAGUGCCUCGUCUCUCAGUGGCAGCGAGUACAUAGAAGCUUCUAUCGAUUGCCAAGUGGAUUUAAACAGCUGCGUGUGUAAUCGCUAAUAAACGUCUCAUAGGAGCCUUCUUCAUUACCUCCUCGUUUAAUCGUAUAAUCGUACGGUAUAUUUCAUCGUAUAAACGAAGGGAAUUUUCUCUAUUUAUGACACUGGACAAUUGCCCUCUUGAUUGAUCAAGCGACAUUGAUCGGAUAUCGUCGCGAUAAAACGAGUUCACGCCUUUAAAGAUCCUGCACAGAGAGAACGAAAGAGGGAUAUCUCCUUGACAUUAUGGCGAGACGCACAAGGAGCCGGUAGUUCGUGGUUGGCAGGGAUGUCCUCGUGACAUGUUACCCCGUGACCUUGGCUGGCGCAACUACAACGUCCUCCGUGGCGAGGGUCGUCUUUUGGUGCGCGGGUCAAGCGGCAAUACAAACGGGCGAUCGGUGUCCUUUAAUCCACGCGAGAUCGAGUAUCGCCUGCUGCCGCUGGUGCAGGUCAAGCCUGACUUCGUGAUUCCAUAUGUGCUCUGCUGGCGGGUGCCAGGCGCAAUACAUCGCAUCCAGAUUAAUCCGUCGGUCGUCCAUCAUCAUCACCAGCAGCAGCAGCAACAGCAGCAUCAACAAUCGCAGCAUCACUAUCAACAACAGCAUCGUCAGCGUCGACGACACUUUGAAGGAGCGCCGCGGGCACGUCCUACGCCACCGCCUUCGGAACAUCGUUUUACGUACGGCGCGCAGCGUGACAUCCUUGCGGAUUCUGGUAUGGAAACAAGGUAAGCAAGUUGGCAUCUAUAUCCAAUUGUGUUCAUGUCAACGCUUAGGUACACAAGACUAAGGUUUCAUCAAUAAAUUUAAUGAGCUAGUAUCAAGGUAUGCCUUAUUUGAACAUUGAUUUAUUUCUAAUCUGCCUACUCCCUUCCUGCCCUUUUCAUCUCUCUCUCUUAUUCGAGAUGUUUUAGUUUAACUUAAUUAAAAAUUGCAAGUUUCAUUAAAAUGUUAAAUUCGAGAUAAAAAAAUAUAUUUGCCGCUAGCAGAUUACACAUGUUGUCGGAGAUUGAAUUUGAAGAGAGGAGGAAGGGAAACAUUACUUAAAUGUUCCUUUGCAAAACGCUUGAAUUCGCGAUAAAGUUAAGCCGUUCAUAUUUCUGGGGUGAAAUGUUUUUAGUUAAUUCAGCGGAAUGAUUUCUUUGAAGUAUCAAGAAUUAGAAUUACACUACUGAUAAUAAGAAAAAAUUGUUGAUAAACUUUAUUUUGGAAGCAAGGUACUAAUCUCGCAAUCGGAUGCGCGACGCGAAUCUCGCGCGCAGAGCUCCACGGGAUAGAAAGCGCUCGACCUAAUCGGCGUGUCGCAUCGCGUCUUGCAUCUCAUCGCGUCAGAUGAUAUCGUCAGCUCUGGGCUCUUGUGACGAGCGAGCGGGUGGAAACACAGCCCGCGCCGCGUGGUGGCCUCGCGGCUCCUUGACACGAUAGCACCGCUACCACCACGAUACGCCGCCCACGAUAUUAGCGAGCGGAGUGUCGAGCGCACUUCUCUCCCGCAGGAGGUCAAGAACAAAAAGAGAAAGAUCCUACGUGCAAUCUCCCGUCAUCCCGCCCUAUACGACGGGCGUCUCUAGCGACGCCUAGAGCCGUCUCUUCGCCUAGAAUCGCGGCCACGGGGGACGAUCGAUCGAUAGACGACGAGCACCGCGCCGAAUCCUCACUCGCGAAAAACGCGAGUCUCCCCCCCCCCCUCCCCGACGAAAUGAAUGAGGAGACGUCGCCGCGCAGUUAUAAAUUGCAAAGCGCCGCGCCGCCGCGCCAACAAUAAGCCACGUGCUGAUGCACGCGCGCCUCCGGUCACCUCCUUUUCGCGUGCGCGCCGCGAGAUAAACCAGCUGAUUCAAUAUUGCAACACUUCCUAAUAAUUCAGGAUUCAAUUUAUCGAGGAGCUGCGAGAUCAAAGCGCCCGCACGUAGUAACUUUCAUUGAAUUAGCUUUGGAAAUGUCACGAUUAAUUAUUUUAAUCCACGAGCGUUUUGACGAGCGUUAAGAAACGAGCGUUUAAUUUAAAUAUAUAAUAAAUAUUUAUAAUUUUAGAUUAUAAAGUUUCAGCUAAUUGGAAAUUCUGUUUAAGCGAGUUUUCUGGAAUUGCAGGAUCUGCGUUAUAUUCGCAUUUAAUGCACCAAACUAAUCCUAAUAUCUGUUUUCAUCUAAUUAAAUUUACGAUGAAUUUGAUACAUGUUACUAUUCGAAAGUGGAGAUAUCGUGGUAUUUAAAUUCUAAAACCGGUUUAUCCGCAGCCUGAAAAUUUUUUUGAAAAAUUAUGAAGGUACGAAGAUGAGCUAAUCCUACAGCUAUUUCUCUUUAAAUUCACAAUGAAAUAUACGUUACUUUUCGAAAGUGGAGAUAUCAUGGUAUUCUAAUUUCAAAAUCGGUUUACCCGUAGAUUCGCAAAAAAUUAUACGGUGAUUGAUACAGGUACAAAGAUGAAGCCAAACGGCUCGUUGAUCAUGAACGGCUGGUCCCCCCGGUCUCCACACGAAUAGAAACGCCGAAGGUGUGUGCGCGUUAAUGUAACCGGCGAUACAAAAAUAUCAUCUCUCAUCUCCGGCUGUGAAUAUACCUAGACGAAUUCACUUUAUGAUCGCUCCGUCGUCCGAUGUUUUCAUCUGGCUUAAGCGAGAGCCAACACUUAUCCCACUCCGUCGAGCGACGAGCGAGACUCGUUUUCGAUGAUAUGAAACUAAUAAUUACGUGAUUAACCGACUGUGUUAUAAAAUCCAAAUAAGAAAUACCGCGUCGCCGCGGUUAUCACGCGGCGUAAUCAUACGUAUUAUUGUCACCUGUCGCGAAGCGCUCGGCGAGUCUCUUAAUUAUCUUUUCGCGGUAAUUGGAUAGUAGGCGGCCUCAGGGGGGUAUUCGUAAACACUCCGUAUUGCAAGUCACUUUUGCCUGUCGUAUACAAUAGGGAGUUAAGUCCGGCGGAAUGAGCGUGCGAAAAAAAAAAGAAAAAUAUAUUCUUGCAGUGCGCAGGAUGCGCGCUCGGCUUUCAUCGAUAAGCACGCGGAACGACGCGUUCCCGCUCAAAGAGCACACCCGGUAGAACGAUCGGUGCGUGCUUCCGCGGUAUGACCGUGCGCAGACCGCGUAUAUCCUCGAUCCAUUAUUAAUUUCAGAGUGACGCACUCAAGGUGCACGUGCACCCGUCCACGUGUAGGUGUUAGUCGGCUAGCGAGCAAUACGAUAUCGCGCGAUACACCGGGCAACCUCGUGCGAAACCUCGGGCGAACGGCGUGGGAUGAGCUUAACAAAUGAUUGAUAAAGCAGGAUCGUGGCCUCGGGCCGUCUUAAAGCAGCUCGACCGCUUAGGUAAGCAAUAUCACCAUGCACCUAUCGCGAAACCUCUCGACAACGAUCCUCCCGAAACUCGGGCACUAGGGAGGUCGACGAUAAGUCUAUUCUUUCCGGGAAAUUGAAUUUCAGAAUGAAGUGGGUUUUUAAGAAGUAGCGGCGAUAAAGCUUCGCAAUAUGCGUGCGGUUAUAGCUUAUUUUGUCCAGCCCAGCGCGGCAAUACAAUUACGGGGCUGUAGAGAUAAUAAAUUUAUGGCAUAAUAAAUCGUCCAUUAAUUCCAUGUUAUUCAGUCAUUUCUAAUAAUUGCAAACAGAUCGAUUACUCGUCCAUUAACCCAAUCAACGGAUUCCUGCUUAAUUAAACAGGAAUCCAGAACAGAAAAUGUAGGGAAAGAGGCAUUACCAAUAACGUCCCCGACAUAGAGAUCCGUUUCGCCCCACGGAUUAAACGUUCCGAUUCGGUAAUGACCAAGUGGUUGACGCGCCGCAAAUUGUCAUCAAAGUUAAAUCAAAAUAAAAUUAAAAAAAAGAAUAUUCGUUUAUUUCAUGCGUAACCGUUCGCGUGUUUCGACCGAUUUCUCGCUGAUCAAAAAAAAAAAAUGUUCGUUUAUUUCAUGCGUAACCGUUUCGCAUAUUUUUUUUAACCGAUUCCACAUUAAUAAAAGAAGAAUGUCCGUCUAUUUCAUGCGUAACUGUUUCGCAUAUUUUGACCGAUUCCACGUUAAUAAAACAGAACGUUCGUUUAUCUCAUGCGUCACCGUUUCGCGUGUUUUUAACCGAUCCCGCAUGUCCGACCACUUGCUAAAGACUUAUUCUUCGCCACAUAUCAAUUCGUGCGUAAUAAUCGAUCGCCCCUACGAUCUCGGCGCGUCGAGAGGAAAAUUUCGCUGCAUGCGAGAUCAUUACUAAACGUCACGCUCAAUACGCCGCGAAUGUCUACCGUGCAUCGUAAUUGCAAUUACGAUUAGCACAAUUUUCAUCGUUCCCCCCUUCCCCCCUCCCCCUCCUCCUCACCUCUUCGUCAAGCUGUCGGUGCCUACUUGAGAGAGCGAUCGUCUCCGCGUCGAUCAAAUUAUUAUCACGCUCGAGGAGUAUCGACUUCAUCGAUCGCUCGAAAUAUUCUCGUCCUUCGCCUCGUAAUGACCGACAGGAAGUGCACUUUGGAUCUUUAUCGGCGCCAUAAACGUUCCGUAUAUAAUAGAUAUAAUUCAGCCCGGCAUCUGAUUACACGAUCUGCUGACUCUUCUCGUCCAAUGAACCUCCUCCGAGGUCGCCGACAACGUCGCGCGGCUUCCUUUUUCGUUGCCUCGAUCAUGUGUUUUCAAUUGGUCCGUCCCUCGGUCUCUUCUUCUUGUUUCUUCGCGGAAUCGCAUCUCGUUCGCGAUCGCGGCAGCGAGACGCGUCGCGAGAAAACCGGGUCGACGAACCACGAAAGUCCUGGCGAAAAUGAUCCCGCCACGGCUACGCCAAUUUUAUCCUUCCGCCAGCUGCGAACCUGCGCGCGCUUUUUUUCCUUCUCCUCGUUUAUUUCUCGUUAGGUCCGAUUUCUCACGAACGGCGGAAUGAAUCCGAGAAGAGAGAAGCGCCAUGCAGCGCGCGAUCGAAAUAUCUCCGACCGUCAGGACCGAGGAUCAUUAGCGGGUAAUAAAAUCCACGAGGUGCUGUGCACGAAUGCGUGUCCGAAGCGUCGGUUUCUUCUCAAUCGCGUGAUAUUGCGUGAUGAUUUUUCGGUGCUUGGCACAAAACACGAAUCAAACAAGCUGUAGUAACGCAACAGCGAUUUUUCGUGUAUCAUCUUCUUAGAUCACGAAAAAUAUCAACGAUAUCAGCUGCUCCGGUUUGUCUUCGAGAUUAUUACAUGAAGUGAAAAGUAAAAGCACUAGUCUUCUAUUACUUUUUAUGUACUUUGUAUUCAAGAACUAUAAGUAAUACAUAUUGCAAUGAAUUGAAGUGAAAAAAAUAUAACUUGUUUUCCGUGAACAUAAUUAAACAAUGACGUAACGUAAAUGAGAGACAGGGAAGUAUUGCAUUAUUUCAAGCUGUUAAAUUAUUUAACAGCUUUUAAAUUGUCUUGUAAUAUUCGCGUUUUAAAUUAACAUAGUUGUAUAUAUGUAGCUUUUGAAUUAAUGGAAUUUCCUUUAAGCUCGCGCAAUAUAUAAGGUCCGUUAGAAGUCGAUGUUAAGUACAAAUGACAAAAUGGGAUAAAGGAGUUAACUGUCAACGCAUUAAAUCUGUCCUUUCUAUCAAACCCCGAGGCUCAUGGAUGCGAUCCUUUCCCCUCGCGGAUUUAAAAGCUUACCGCUUUUCCAUAUGUCAUCGACGUUUGCAUCACUUUUCCAAGCCUGGCCAAUAACAAAAACUAACGAAACAGUAAACAUUUCAUAUUGUAGUGAGAAAUGUUUACAAUAAUUGUAAUUUAACGUAUAUAAAAAAUUAAGAAACAGUAUUGAUUUAAAUUAAAUUGUAUUGUCAUUAAUAUAGAAUGAUUUAUUUAAUAAAAUAUAAACUACAUGAUAUGAAAAAUUAAAAAGUAUUAAACGUUAUAUCAAACACUAUUAUUGAUACACCCUCCAGUUUUUUAUUUUAGCUAAUCAUACUCAAGUAGUAAAAAAAGCUGUCGAAAAAAACAGAUUUCUUAUUUUAUUUCUGUUAUCUUUACACUUAAUUUUAUUGACAUCUCACUGCAUCGUGAUGUGAUUUCACAAAUAAUGCUCACAAAUAACUUUAUUUAUCAAUGUUAUUAGUAAUAAUUUGUGGAUGACAGUUAAACGUAGAGAGACAUUGUAUUGCUCGGUAACAGCCGCGGAAUGCGAGUAAUGAAAGCAAGGUUGAUCCCAAGGAGAUCGCAAAUGAUAAUUCCCAAUCGAUUAUAUGCGUGCGUUCCAGUUUUCUCUAGCUCGCAAAUUUUUCGACAUUUCUUUCUGCCACGCAGCCGGUCGAGUGAAAGUCCCUGUAUGCACAACAUUUUUCGCAUGCCAGAUCUAAAUCCUGUUCACAGACAAUUCAAGUUUUCGUGAUAUCUCCCUAUAUCAGUUGGUCACUGUAAAUACUCGAAUCAGGCUGUCUUAGAAUUUAAUAAUUAAUUAAAAUCAAUUUAUCAUAUCAAUUUCUUAAAAGAAGUUCAGUUGUCAGGGCUUGUCACUUGUAUAAUAAAAUAUGAUAUUAUUAUUUAAUGCCAUGUCAUGCUUAUGCAUAUAAUUUUCUAGAAACUUAAUUAAUUAUUAAUUCUUACUUUUUGUGAAUAAGCGAUUACAUCUUUACGCGUCACCAUACAAAUGAUGGGAUGAUUUAACGCGAUAUAGCGUAAGCUUACAUAUAGCCACAGGUUUACGCUGCGGUUGCAAUUAACAUUACGAUGGAUGAUAAUUUAGCCAGAGGUCAGGAGCGAGGAUCAGAAAUAUUAUAUCAUAGAAAAACGGUAAAGUUUAUUAGUCAAUUUAGCAGAGGGGGCCUUAACGGUCACGCGGAACAAAAAGACGAAGGCGAGGUGCGCGGAGAUAAGAGCGCGAUAUUGAACUGGAGGAAUCUUGAGGUCGCGGCUGGAUGCGGACGCGUGUGAUCUUUGACUCGCGACACCGUUGGCUCUUUCAGGGAUCAUUAAUUUCGUGCGAUUCGAUUCCGACGGAGUCAGCCGUUUGUGCGGCCUCGCGUCGCGCCGCCGUAAAAAAGAAAUCUAGCGAUUGAGCCAUCGAUUCUUUCCCGAUUUUUCGAAUUCCACUUUUUGCUGAUAAUUAUCGAUUACCGUUCAGCCGAAUUCCACGACAACGAUCUUGUACAUAUGUACCGAGCAUAAAUCGACGUAUAGAAUAUUAAUGUAUGCGAAGGCAUGUCGUGGCCUAAUCGCUGAACUCUGUAUCCCAGAAAAAGAAACAAAGGGGUUUCGAAAUAACAAUCCUUUUACGAUUUCUGUUAUAUGAUUAGCGCAGUAACACACGAUGUAAAUUUAAAAAACUUAAUUAUAAGUAUCAUCGCGUAGUAUCAUCUUUUUUCCCCAUUCCAAUAUUUUAAAUGCAAUCGACAGUAUAAUUAUUAUAUAUAUUCUAAAAUAGAGAGCUUCUCUCGACACGCUAAUAAAUUAAGCAUUAUUAUAUUUUUUUUCUUGUAAAAAUCUAUUUUCUUAUUAUCUAAAUUAAUAAAAU
Wasmannia auropunctata (little fire ant) is the source of this 7857-nucleotide messenger RNA. Its product is annotated as protein dead ringer-like. The record is from RefSeq and is a predicted model, not a curated record. The transcript is spliced from 2 exons. NCBI's taxonomy places the organism in Eukaryota, Metazoa, Arthropoda, Insecta, Hymenoptera, Formicidae. Bases 731 to 1162 code for a protein of 143 amino acids.